GAUUUAUAUUAAUAGAAAACAAUGAGCAAUUUAUGGUUUAAAGGAGAGUUAUUAGAAUGAUAAAACACAAAAAAAACUGAAGACCAAAAACUGUUGUUUUUCAUUCUCAUCAUCAAUUGCUUUUAAAUUGUAUUACAAAAAAAUAACGAUCGACAGUGCGUUUACGAGCGCAAAAUCAUGGAAUAAACAAAAUGACAAGCUACUGAACAACUCUAGUAAAAAAUAACAAAUAUAAACUACUACUAUCUAUAGUAAUAGUUAACCAACAUCACUGUGAUUAAAUUAAAAUAUAAUAUAAGUGGCAACACUCUUACUCAGCGAUCUUUGCGAACGGCGCUGCCAACUUGUGAAGAGCUGAAAAGCUACAAAAAUGCAUCCAUGGGAUUAAGAUACAUACAACGAAUUAGAUACAAGUGUUGGUCGGAAUUUUCAAUGUAUACAAAGAUAACUGCACAAUUAAGUUAAUUCGUAAUUAAAAAGUCGCGAAAGUUAAUUUAAUAUUGCCCUAGAUGGUUUCCGAAUAAAACUCAUUUAAACCCGUUUAAAAUAUCAUCAUGAUCUCCUCUCAAUUUCAUUUAAUGUCAAUAUGGCUGAUUCUCAUUAUUUUUGCUGUGCCCAGCCAUACAACGCAGUCAGGAAUUUAUGUCGACAAUGGCAUAGAUCAAACGGUAAUGCAACGCACGCUGAGCGACGAUGAUAAGCUGGACAUAUCAAGGGAUAUAUUGGAGUUUCUAGGAAUAGGCGAGCGUCCGCUAAAUCAUAGGGGGCAUGGCUUAUCCUUAAGAAAAUCGGCACCAAAAUUUCUGCUCGAUGCUUAUCAUCGCAUUACAGCGGAGGAUGCUCUCAGCAUAGAACCCAGCAUGGAUAGUCACAGUCGCGCAAAGCGCGACUUGGAUGGCGCUGAAGAAAAGGAAACCCAAGAGAAUUUUAUUACUGAUCUCGACAAACGUGCCAUAGAUGAGAGCGACAUUAUAAUGACUUUUCUAAAUAAACAUAGCCACAAUGUGGAUGAACUGCGUCACGAGCACGGUCGUCGACUAUGGUUCGACGUAUCCGAUGUGCCUAGCGACAACUAUCUAAUGAUGGCUGAGCUACGCAUAUACCAAAACUCAAACGAAGGGAAAUGGUUGACAUCCAGCAAGCAAUUUACCGUUACAGUAUACAUGCUGCACUCGGUAGCUGGCGUUGGAGCACAAAUUCCGUAUACGGUUCAGCCAUUAUCCUCUGUAAAUACCACAGGCGACUAUGUGGGCUGGUUAGAGUUAAACGUAACUGAGGCGCUACAUGAAUGGUUAAUAAACCCAAAGGUAAAUCAUGGAAUUUAUAUAGGAGCACAUUCGCUUAGCAAACCCGAUCGUGAGAUAAAACUGGAUGAUAUUGGUUUAGUGCAUCAUAAAGUUAGGGCGGAUGACGAGUAUCAGCCAUUUAUGAUUGGUUUCUUUAGAGGUCCGGAGCUAAUUAAGUCAACUGCCGCCCAUGGCAAACAAAAGCGCACUAAACGCAACACUGACGGGCUUCGAAAAAAAAAAAAGUCCGAGCCGGUAAAUCCGUUUUUGGAGAAUACUGUGGAGAGCACGCGCAGUUGUCAGAUGCAGACACUCUAUAUCGAUUUUAAGGAUCUGGGCUGGCAUGACUGGAUUAUAGCGCCCGAGGGUUAUGGUGCAUUUUACUGCAGCGGCGAGUGUAAUUUCCCAUUGAACGCUCAUAUGAAUGCCACUAAUCAUGCGAUUGUGCAAACCCUGGUACACUUGCUCCAACCACGUAAGGUUCCUAAGCCGUGUUGUGCGCCAACACGUUUGGGAGCCCUAUCUGUGCUAUAUCAUCUGAACGAUGAGAAUGUUAAUUUAAAAAAGUAUAGAAAUAUGAUUGUAAAGUCUUGUGGGUGCCAUUGAAAUUUAUAUUAAUAAUUUAUGUAUGUAUUAUCUCAGUUUCCAUACUAAUCUCGAAUAUUUUUAUUGAAAUAUAUAAGCAACUGUAUAUGUAUUAUAAUUGACACAGACAAUUUAUAUGUAACAAACAAUUUAUCAUACGCCUUCAAUAAUUGACUUUCAACCAAGAGAGUCCAAGCAACAUCAAACAAAGGAAACUUAAUAUUGUAGAUUCAUUGUUGAAUUUAAAUAUUGAACAGAACAAUUUGUA
Molecule: messenger RNA, 2139 nt
Organism: Drosophila busckii
Lineage: Eukaryota; Metazoa; Arthropoda; Insecta; Diptera; Drosophilidae
Gene: gbb
Product: protein 60A
Exons: 1
Coding region: 555-1892 (445 amino acids)
Biological process (GO): BMP signaling pathway; SMAD protein signal transduction
Cellular component (GO): extracellular region
Molecular function (GO): cytokine activity; growth factor activity
Source: RefSeq, a predicted model, not a curated record